Messenger RNA from Acanthoscelides obtectus, 1538 nucleotides. NCBI's taxonomy places the organism in Eukaryota, Metazoa, Arthropoda, Insecta, Coleoptera, Chrysomelidae. The record is from the annotation of a GenBank genome assembly.
AAUCUCAGGUGACAAUGACAACAAACAGAAUGACAUAACCUCAAAAUUGCUGUGUUUAGUCGUUUAGUGUGUUUCUUCAGAUUCAGAGAUAUAAAAAUACAUUUUCUGCUAUCCCCUACUUCAUUCGUAUUAUUUGUAUACUCUGUAUAACUCAGCAAUUAUGACGAGUACAACUUAUCUGAUAUGAUGGAAAUAAUCAAGAUUUUCCUAUUUUCUUCCCUUGCCAUUAGAUUAUUAUAGAAAAUGUCUACAGAAAAGGAGAGCCUGGUAUCAAAAUAUAUAUCUAUUUUCUUAGUUGUAAGCGGAUACUGGGUUGUAUCUAUCACGACUGUCUUUGUCAACAAAACUUUGCUGAGCCAUAUUGACUUGGAUGCCCCUAUGUUCAUAGCAUUAAGUCAAACGUUCAUCACUGCUGCAAUAUGUUACUGCAAGAAACAACUGAGCCAACUUUAUCCGUCAAAGUUUAAAUUUCCUGAGGUGGAUCUUUGGGAUACACACACUUUAAAAGCUGUAAGUUCAAGUUAUUUCAAUAUAACCAUGCAUCAAAAUAACAUUUAAAAGACAUGGCAAAAGGCAGUUGUGCAUGUUAUUGAGUAAAACAGCUAAGUGCAUUAUUCUUUUGGAAUGAGUCGAAACUGUGUUAGACACUUAAGAAGCCUAAACUUUUAUUGUAUUAAAUUUUUUGACAAAAACACCAUGCAAAAACUUGUAUUUUUUUAGAUUAUUCCCUUGUCAAUCCUCUUUACUUCAAUGAUAGCAACAAACAACCUAUGCUUAAAGUACACAUCUGUUGCUUAUUACUACAUAGGCAGGUCUUUAACAACAAUUUUUAAUGUGAUAUUCACAUUUUUAAUAUUGGGCGAAAAAACGUCUAAAAGCUGCAUGGUCUGUUGUGCAAUAAUUGUUUUUGGAUUCUGGUUGGGUGUGGAUCAGGAAUCUUUGGCAGGUAGCCUAUCAUUAGCAGGCUUUAUCUUUGGGAUCUUGGGUUCACUAUCACUAUCCUUAUACUCCAUAUUCACAAAGAAGGUGCUUCCCAAAGUGAAUGGUGAGAUAUGGGCUCUAUCUUAUGCUAACAAUACGUAUGCAACUCUUUUACUGAUACCCCUGAUGGUUCUGAAUGGUGAACUUGGUGAACUAUCCUCAUAUUCGGGCUUGUUUCAACCAUACUUUUGGGAGAUAAUACUUGUUGGUGGAAUGUGUGGAUUUGCUAUUGGAUUUUUCACCACGUUACAAAUAAAGUUCACAUCGGCAUUGACGCACAACAUAUCGGGCACGGCAAAGGCCUGCGCCCAAACAGUAUUGGCGAGCUACUGGUAUCAAGACAAAAAGUCUGUCCUUUGGUGGAUGUCCAAUUUUAUCGUACUAUUUGGUAGCGCGUGUUACACUAGGAUCAAACAAGUGGAUAUGGAGAAGAGGCAUAAAGAAAAUGAUGCAUAUGUCAGAGUGUAAUGUCUGCAUUUUUUAAAUUUACGCUUACUUACGGCAAGUAUUUUGUAUAUAUUUUAUUUAAAAAAAAAUAAAUGUGUUUAUUAGACAAU